Molecule: messenger RNA, 1842 nt
Organism: Aspergillus costaricaensis CBS 115574
Lineage: Eukaryota; Fungi; Ascomycota; Eurotiomycetes; Eurotiales; Aspergillaceae
Product: fungal specific transcription factor domain-containing protein
Exons: 6
Coding region: 1-1842 (613 amino acids)
Biological process (GO): regulation of DNA-templated transcription
Cellular component (GO): nucleus
Molecular function (GO): zinc ion binding; DNA-binding transcription factor activity, RNA polymerase II-specific; transcription cis-regulatory region binding
Source: RefSeq, a predicted model, not a curated record
AUGGAGAGGAGAGGUCCAACUCCAGGCUCUGGCUCAUAUGGCAAGGCUUGCAGACAAUGUUCCAAAGCCAAGUGUCGGUGCGUAGCUCGACCCGAUGGUGCCGGCUGCGAAAGAUGCCUGCGUCUCAAGAAACAAUGCCAGCCAUCAGAAUCAACUCGUAGGAAACCUCAUCGGAAUACCGAGUCUGGCGCGCAGAUCGCGAAGCUUGAGGGGAGGAUUGAUAGCCUCACAGCAAUGCUUCAGUCUGUGGCGCAUGCUACUGGAGUAUCUAGGAACCUGCAGACUAGUUCAAAUGCUAGUACAAGCGACGAUAACAGCAACUUAGCUAUCACUGGCACUAAUACUGACAGACCAUUUGCACCUUCACCACCUCUGUAUGAGUUGAAUGUAGACCAGGCAGCCUGGUAUCUCAAUCGCUUUACAACGAACAUGCUACCAUGCUUUCCUUUCUUCUGUCUGCCACCAAGCACCACUGCGCAGCAGUUGCAUCAAGACCGGCCAUUUCUCCUCGAGGCCAUCAUCGCGGUAGCCACGCCCACAACCCAAGAGAAGCUGGCUCGCGCAGAUAGAUUGAAGUCUCGCUUAACCAAGUCAGCUAUGCUUGAGAACCAGUCUAGUAUUGACAUGUUGCUGAGCAUCCUGACCUACAUUGCCUGGAGUACGGAUCCGUUUGUUAAGCGCGCAAGUAACCUGUCUCGCAUGAUAAUGUUGGCUAUGUCUAUGGUCUAUGAUCUCCAACUGGACAAGAAACCACCACCGCCGCCAGAGGUGCCCAUAAUAGCGAAGAUGGCACCGGGCUUGGGAGGUCCUGAGCAAAGUGCAAGUGAUGAUUCUCUACAAGAGGUCCUAGAGCAGCAUCGAGCGGUCCUGGCUUGCUUUGUUCUUAGCUCGAUCAUCUCAUCCACCUUUAGACGCACAGUCCCCCUACCAUGGACCCCUCAAAUGGAACAAGCCCUAAAUCUAAUCGACACAAACAAAGAACACCCAUCCGACGAGUACUUCACGAUCCAAAUCCGGCUACAGAUCCUCGCCCAAAAAGCCCUAUCCCUCCGCGACCCAGACGAGACAAAUACCUCUACCACCUCAACCACAACACCCUCAGCAACAACCAUGUACCUCAAUAUACUACACAACCAACUAAACAACCUCCAAUCCUCAAUUCCACCACAUCUCCCCCACCGCGACCUCCUCCACCUCCAAACACACUACACCUCCCUCCUCCUCCACGAAACCCCCCACCUCACCAGCUCCAGCACCCCUCUCCUUCCCCCCUUCACAACCACAACCCCCUCCCCGCUAACAACGCUCAUCCACUCCCUCCAAGCAAUCAAAUCUUGGCUCUCAACCUUCCAAACCCUCCCGGCACCAACAAUCACCGGAUUCCCCUUCUUCAUGUGGUUCCAGCUCGUCCGAUGCAUCGUGCUCCUGAAACAUCUCUCCACGUUCGACGAUCCGGCAUGGGACCGCGACGCCGUGCGGCAGGAGGUGGAUAUGUUGGAGUUGCUGGAGUGGAUGGGGGAGAAAGCGGAGAUGGCUAGUGUUGAGGCUGGGGAGAUGUCGGAUGAUGAUUUGUUUCAAAGGGUGGGGAGGAUGUUGAGGUUGGCGAGGGAGUGGGUGGUUAGGAAGGUGAGGGGGGAGGGAGAUGGAUGGGUCCCUGGGGAUGGGAGUAGUAAUGGGGAUGGGGUGGGGUCUGGAGAUGGAGACGGUGGUAUGACGGGUAUGGAUCUGGAUAUGACGGGUAUGGAUCUGGAUAUGACGGAUAUGGCGUGGAUGCAUGCGCUGGAAUCGGGGGAUGGAGGUUGGCUUGAGGAGGUGCUGGGGUGGUCGCCGCUGAAUUUCUAG